CACUUUGAUUGGGGUUUAAAGGGAGGGGGUGGGGGGAAUUCUCCAGCCUCCCUCCUCUCCCCCCCCUUCCUUCCCCCAAAUCCAUCCAGCAUUGGGUUAGAAUGUGUCCAGUUUCUGAUCAGUUUGAAAGGGGCUUGUGUGGGGGCUGGGGAGAAAUGAUGAGCCCUUGUCUUCCUGGGGCUGCAGCCGAGACCAGUGGAUGUUAGAUUUCCCACACUGGAGACAAGAUCUGGUCGCUGAAUACAGAGGGGACUUCCCGCUUUGGCUGUCCAUCCCCACUGAUAAAGGCAGAGAGGUUUCCUCAGACCCCCUUGAAAUCUGGCAAGCCCUUCCCCACACUCAAGAACCGAAAGAUUAAUGAGUCGCAAAGUAGAUAAAGAGAGGAUGCACUAGCCGGCAGCCAUGAAUGUCCAGCUGGGUUUGGAGAACACCGGGGACAUGUCCAGCCAGGAGCAGGAGCUGAUGCAUGGCCAAGGCAGAGCUUUACACUCCGCUCUCUCCAGACCGUCUCUGGUGGCCUCGGUGCUGGACGGCAGUGAGUAUCACCGAGCCGAGCACCACCUGGCCACCUCUUUGCACCCGGGGCUUGGCUUUGGGGGGGAUUCGCCCACCGGGGCCGCCAACAGCUACACCACCUUGACCCCUCUGCAGCCGCUGCACGAGAAAUUCCACCACCAGCACCAUCACCCCCAGUGCCUGCCGGUGGGCAACGUGAUUGGGAGCUUCACCCUGAUGAGGGAAGAAAGGGGCCUGGGUUCUGGCGCUAACUUUUACAGCCCUUACCACAAGGAUCUUGGCAUGGGGCAGAGUCUGUCGUCCCUGCCCAGCCCGAACCUGACCCCCAUGCAUAGCUACAGCCACCCUGCCGGACACCUGGGCAACGAGAAGAUGGUGGCGGCCAAUAGCUUCGAAGCCCACCCUGCCAUGUUUGGCAGGAUCGACCAGCACUUUUCCAGGGAGCUUUCCCCCUCCCAGAACUCCACCAUGGGAUCCCCCAACAGCAUGGGCCAGCACCACUAUGUCCAUGCCCGGCCGGACGUGACUUCCAGACCCAACCAGCCCAUCUCCACCCAAACCACCGUCCUCUCCAGCCAGCUGGAGGAGAUCAACACCAAAGAAGUGGCCCAGCGGAUCAUCGCUGAGCUCAAGAGAUACAGCAUCCCCCAGGCCAUCUUUGCCGAGAGGGUGCUGUGCCGGUCUCAAGGCACCUUGUCAGACCUUCUCAGGAACCCUAAGCCCUGGAGCAAGCUCAAGUCCGGGAGGGAGACUUUCAAAAGGAUGUGGCGCUGGCUGCAGGAGCCCGAGUUUCAGAGAAUGGCAGCUUUAAGGUUAGAAGCCUGCAAAAGGAAAGAGCAAGAGCAAGGCAAAGCCGACAGAAACCACGUCCCUAAGCGGCACCGGCUGGUCUUCACGGACAUCCAGCGCCGCACGCUUCAUGCCAUCUUCCAUGAGAACCAGCGGCCUUCCAAGGACCUGCAGGUCACCAUCGCCCAGCAGCUGGGCCUGGAGCUCUCCACCGUCAGUAACUUCUUCAUGAAUGCACGGCGCCGCAGCCUGGACAAGUGGAUGGAAGAGGGGCGCCCCCCAUCCUCGGGCACCCACGCCUCUUCUGCCAUCACUUGCACCAAAGCAUGAGGGGAAGCCAGGGUGCUGGACAGGGAGCACCACGCCAGGCUGGUGUCAAUUGGGUGGGGUUUGAUAGGGUGGGUUGUUUUUAAUUUCUCCUCUUCGGUGGUUUCUUUCCCCUUCCCCUGCCCGAGUUUUUUUUCAGCUGUUUCAACAGAACCCACAUGGCCCAGAUCCUCAGCUAACAUAAAUCAGCUCCUUUGCAUUGAGUGGGGGCUUGCUGAUUUACCCCAGCUGGGGAUCGGAGCUUAAAUAAUCACAGGCAAGAUCCUCAGCUGGGAUAAAUGGGGCCACGCUGAUUGGCACCGGCUGGGAAGCUGGGCCCCCCCUCUCCGGUUCCAAUAACACUGCCUGGGAGGCAGGGGAAGCCCAUGGCUGAAGAUUUGGGUGCCUGGGGGAGGUCGUGGCUCUUUAAAGAGCAUUUGUUUCCUCUUGACGAUUGACCCCAUGGUUGUUUCCUUUUUCUGGAAAGCGGCGCUGCCAGAGGUGAGAAGCAGAGCCAGGAGUCCUGGGUCCUAUUUGUGUCCCUGAGAGGGGUGGGGUAGUGGGGAGAGUUAUCUGGGAGCCAGGACUCCUGGAUUUGGUUCUUGGCUCUGAGAGGGGAGUGAUGUCUAAUGGUUAGAACGAUAGCCUAGAAGCCAGGACUCCUGGGUUCUGUCCUUGGCUCUGGGAGGGAAAAUGCAAUCUAAUGGAUAGAGCAGUUGACUGGGCGCCAGGACUCCUGGGUUCUACAUGUGGCUCUGACAAGGUUUCUAGAAAUAUCACCAGAAGCUGAUAAAUCAGGAGCCCUGGGUUUUGUUCCUGACUCUGCCACUGACUUGGUGUGUGACCUUGGGGCACAUCGCCGCCCUGUCCCGUGCCUCAGUUUCCCCACCUGUCGGAGUCCUUACAAUUGCCCUACCUCUCUGGGGUGCCAGAACGCUGAAUGAGCCAGUGUCUGUCAAGUGUUGUGAGAGGAAAGGUGCUCUGGAGAUCCCUCUCCGGGAUAUGAUGAUUGGUUUGGGUGGAGGUUUGAGGGGCAGAAGUCCCAAGGCGAAUGGGACAUUUCCCCAGCCUGGCUCCCCCUUUCUUGCUGACUGGCAGUAAAGUCAAUCCAUCAAAAUUAUCUCUGGCAACUUAAUUAAGGGUUUAUCUACAGGUGAGGUACUCCAGGAUAUCUAUUCUGCUUUAAAUUCAUGCUCUACCUUAAUCUGGAUUAAUUUUCCUGUGUAGACAAACCUGCCUCCUCUUCUGGCCUAAGUGUCCAGACUGUGGGCCUGUUUCUGUGUGAGCUUGAUUCCCCCAUGCCCAGCACCUUGUACUGCUGUUUGCACAGGUGCAAAGUGCAUUCAAUGCACUACUAUGCUCAAAGAGGGCAGCCUUGUCCACCCGCUCGGCACUGCCGUUUAUGGCUGCGCAAGGUGCUGUACAAAUGAAGCCUUGAACCCAGUGCGUGGUGGCAAAGAGCCGCAGCUUCUCUUAACACCAGUGGGAGGUGGGGAUCCUUGGUGCCGCUCAGACUCAGGCGCCGGGGGGCAGGGGGGCUUUGGAUUGCAAAUCACGCCUCGUGGUGCGGCUCCCCGAGUGGCUUCUCCCCAGUGCAUAUGUGGAGGUUUUCCCAGGGAGCUUUUGGCAUAUCCAUUUAAACAGCAAAUCCCUGGGAAUACGAGUGGUCCCUUCUGCAGGGGGGAUGGCUGGCAGCCAAGUGCUCUGCACCCAGCUCCCCUGUGGUCCUGCCCCAUGUGAACAGCCCAACAGCAUCAGCUGACGGCUUGCUAAGAUCUGUGACCUAAAGCCCAGAUCCUCAGAGGCAUAUAGGCACCCAACUCCCAUUGGUUUCCUGUGGGGAGUUAGGCACCUAAAUGCCUUUGAGGAUCUGAGUCUUGGCGCUUUGAAAUCCCGAGUCCUGAUUCUGUCGCCUCGGUGCCAUCACUUCCACUCGCGCAAAGUGAGUGUGAAACACUCCCGUGCUGAUGAGCUCGUGGUGCAUGACUGGACAGAACAGUGAGGGGGGGUCUCACGCUCGCU
Molecule: messenger RNA, 3633 nt
Organism: Caretta caretta (loggerhead turtle)
Lineage: Eukaryota; Metazoa; Chordata; Testudines; Cheloniidae
Product: hepatocyte nuclear factor 6-like
Biological process (GO): regulation of transcription by RNA polymerase II
Cellular component (GO): nucleus
Molecular function (GO): RNA polymerase II cis-regulatory region sequence-specific DNA binding; DNA-binding transcription factor activity, RNA polymerase II-specific
Source: RefSeq, a predicted model, not a curated record